CAGCUCUCGGUGAACUGCCAAGAUGCCGAGUCCAAGUGCUCACCUAAAUAAAUCGUCAGUGAAGAGACUGAUCAUGGAUGCCCGGUCAAAAUGUGAACAGACGUUAUCACAUCGACAAAGCGCGAUACCCCUGUGCAGCCAUCCUCCCCGGAGCAAGGGUGCUCACAACCUGGUAUAUGAAUUCAUACGUUGCUUGAAAGUCCUCAUUGAUGAGACAUUCCUUUGAAUUUUUACCUAGACUGGGGAAUUCCUCAGCACGCAUUAUACCGUCUUGUAUUUCUUCUUGAUCAACAAAAAUCAUCGGGAUAUGGAGGUUGCAUGGAGAGAGGCGAGGGUGGAGAAGCGAAGUGGAGGAGAAGACGGACGCUUUACUGAGAAGGCAAAGACAUGGUACGAAAAUGGUUCAGGCUCAUUUAGGAUGGUGAGCGUGGAUUGGCCAUUGAGAGACCCUUGUGUCGUAAUUCAGUGAAGGUGUCGAAGCCUCGAAGGUAGGAUUUUGGUUAUCCAAUUUGAUGGGUGAGACUCAAUAGACUUGAACAUUUGAGGGGCUCCAUCCUUUUUGUUAAAGUCAACGACCCCCCACUCUCUACCCGCACCCACGUUCCCCAGACCAAGCUCCGUCUUUUCUUCAGUUCCGUCCCGUCCAUCCCACGCUUUGCUCUGCAAAUGAAGCUUUUGGUAAAGCGACUACACUUGCAGUCCAGUACCUGUACUUGCUUCUUCUGGUAUUCGAGACCCUUUGAUAUCUCGAGUACUGCGUUGUUUUGCUUUUGCUGAGCGUGCCUGAACUCUUGUUACUGUUUCUUAUUUGUGGUGUGAGCCCGUUUCAUCUCUGUUCCUGGUUAUCUCAGCCAGAAAAGUCACUCAACUCAGGCUGUAACUUUGUCGAGUACCUCGCUUUCAUCCUGUUGUUCCGUCUUCUGUUUCUCUCUUCUCUCACAACCCCUCGGCUUCCAGCAUCCUUCUGUCACACUUGUGUUGCAUUCGUUGCACAUCUGCGAACCUCAUCUCAAGGUCGGUAAUUAUAUAACUUUCUCUACUCAUUCUUUCUCUAUUCACGUCUCAUCUGCCCCUCUGCAUCCUCAUCCUUGACCGGCGCCACUUCAGACAGCAAGGACCACACUUGGGCACGUCUACUUGUACCACGAAAUCACCACAUGCUUCGAAUCGGAUCAUUGCAUGUGAGCCACGAGAAAAACAUGGAAUUGUCGUUGUCUACCACUGGUUAGAUCAUAUCCAAUACUGGGCCCAACCCCUUUGUCUCCGUCCCUGCCGUAUGUCGUUCGACUCUGCUCUGCCUGCCGGACGACGAUGAAUUAUACCUUCUCGAAACACUUGUUCAAGGAUGAUCCUGUCCAUCAUCAGUCAAAUCUUCCGUGUUCCUGUCGAACGUUACACAUAAAUAAGCAACGACCUCAAGUCAACUCCGUCAUCUAGACAAGCCUGGUCACCUUAUACAAAAGGAAGAAGCCUCACCCGGCGCCGCAACAACGCCUCGACCACUAUCAUGUCUGAAUCUUAUCUUCUCUCCACUUCACAAGAUAUACAGGCCAGCAAUACGACAACUCACAACGUUUAAAUGACCAACUUUAAGAUGGUCUCUCGGCAUCACCCCGUAUCCAGUCCUCAGUCAUGGUCCCACAUCCCGGCCUUCCCCAAGCUGGCCCGUCUUUCUUUGAUCCACAUCAAUCAAUAGCAUCCUCCAUAUUAGCCGCAAAAACACGCGACACUCAUUGUCUUUCGCUGCUAACAUUAAGGGACCAGUCCAGCUCCAAAUUGACCCCAUUAGCUUGGCUCCAAGAUCAAGUCUGAUUUUUUUUUUUUUUUUUUUUUCAUUUUAUCGCGUGCCGACCUUUUGUUGUUUGCGACUCUUGGCCGUACAAGUCACGCCAGCUCGACGACAUCGAUUUCCGUUUCGGUCAUGCGUUGAUUGCAAUAUCCUAUCAUUGCGUAGGGGUCCUAGAAGUAAUUAUACGAUUUAAUUCCGUCCAGUCCCACCUUCGCGAACCCCGGCCAUCACGACCCCGCUAUCCUCGGUGACAGACCCAACUGCCACGCUUUGCGACUCUAGCGAUUACCAACCGUCAUCCUCGAGCCUUCGCCUACCACUGCCUGGCUGGUGGAUUCUUAGCCCGUCGCUUUAUAGCACGGCUCGACUUGCCUGAGUCUGUUUCCCAACAUAAAUAUCGCAUCGCUUUCACUUCAUAGGCUUCCUAUUCGGACAUUGGGUAUGGCCUCCGUUAUAACAAAUAACGUGAAACCGACCCUUCCCAUAUCCCCGGUCAGCUCCGGCGCAAUGGGAGCUCAAAAUAUAUCGCCUCGCGACACUUCGGAUCCUACAGGUCGCGGCCGACGAAGAAGUCGCUCACCCGCAGAUGACGGCGCGGACCAGGUUAUAAAAUCAGAAGGAAACCAAGAUGGACCAAAUGGCGCAUCUUCCAACUCCGACGGCCCUGGCCCUGCCAGAAAACGAAGACGGAGCCGAAAGGGCCUGGACAAGAGGUUUGAGUGUAGUGCCGAAGGGUGUGGGAAGAGCUAUUCAAGAGCGGAACAUCUGUACCGGCAUCAGCUUAACCACAACUCUAAACAGACCUACCACUGUACUUUUCCUAACUGCACGCGGACUUUUGUCAGAGGAGAUCUUCUCAAAAGGCAUAUGGACCGACAUGCUGCGAAGGGCUCGCAACUCAACCAGAGAGAUUCUAUCAUGGCACAAUCCAUAGCUCCGGGUCAAUCAAACCAACAAGUUCAACCUCCUAAUUUCAGUCGGAAUAAUUCUAUCGAUUACUCAAAGCACCAGCAAACGAAUAUGCCUUAUCAAACACCACAGGUUCAAACACCUAACCCAUAUUCGCCCAUGAACAAUACUCCAACAGGCAUGUACCCAAACGGAGCUAUGCCAAAUGGAAUGGAUAGUUACAUGUCCCCGACCCAGGGUUAUGAUAAUCGUACGCCGCAACUCAGCCAACCACAAUCUCCUUCAAUUCAGCAGAGGCCGUCUAUGUCUGCCGGCAAUACACCAUUCAACAUGAUGUCUCCAAUUGCGAAUCAGCAAGGGUUCCCAAAUCAACAGAAUAUGUCGCAGAAUAAUUUUGUCAGCCAGCAAAACGUUAUGCCUAUGACCCUACCUCCGGCUCAGUAUCCCAACGGACAAAAUGCUACCGUAGUUACUUCAGCGGAAUAUUCAGAGCCAGGAACCACGCAGCCUAGCGAGAUGAUGAUGCUGGAUCAGAUGGCUAUGCCGGCAACUGUUCCUGUCUUCGGAGAGGGAGGUGAUAUGAACAAGUCACCCUACGUUGGGAUGCCGGAGGACUUUAUGGCUUACCUCUUCAACUCCCCCAGUCAAGCCAUGACACCAGUGAUGGGCCCGAACUACACGAAUUAUGCGGAAUUGCAAGGAAAUCAAUUUAAUAUGAAUCUUCUGGGUACAGAUAGCAAUUCACUUGGAUACUUUCCAAGCGCUCCUCAGCAGGUAAUGGCUGUCAACAACCUUCUUGAUCAACAGGUUCCGGAAGCCACGAUAUCUGAGGAAAAGAGUCAAGAGCUAUUCGACUUUAUCAAAGAACGCUUCCAUGACAACAAGCAUGCUCCACCUGAUCGUCAAUGGGCCGACCUGCUUGAAGGUGAUCGAUCAAAUGGCGAGCAUAUGUUGAGUAAGAGGAUGAUGCAGGCUUACAUCGGUUCUUAUUGGUAUCAUUUCAGCGAUCAGAUGCCUAUUCUUCACAAGCCUACUUUCUCUCCUGACAAGACACCGAACUUAUUGCUCCUCGCGAUGAUGGCCAUCGGAGGGGCUUGUCUCGACAGGACCCAUGGACACAAUGUGACAAGAGCAAGCGCCCAGCUCUCCAACUUUCUUGCCUGGCAUCUUCGUUGGGACAUCUUCAUGGACGUCAACUUCAGGCCGCCUGCUAAGCUGUGGAUUUUCCAAGCUUUGAUUCUCCUGGAAUUAUACGAGAAGAUGUUUGCGACAAGAGAACUCCACGAACGGGCCCACAUUCACCAUGCGACCACUAUCACUCUCAUGCGACGAGGACGAUCUCUGAUCGGCAAAUCUGCACUGGACUCUCCGCCGAACCCUCGUGAUGCAUCCAAUGGGUCUCGGCAGUCCUCCACGUCCAGCUCGACAGGAACAGCUGAUAAAUGGUGGGAGCAUUGGGUUACAAACGAGGCGACCCGGCGUGCAGCAUUCGCGGCUUUCAUUGUUGAUUCAAUUCAUGCUACGAUGUUUGGUCAUUCGGCAGUCAUGGUAGCUCAUGAAAUGCGACUGCCUCUUCCUUGUGACGAAUCUAUGUGGCGAGCCGGAAGCAGUUCUGAAGUUUGGAGGAUUGAGUCAAACUUAAUGUCAAAUGGCAUCAAGCCAACUUCAUUCCUGGAGGGUCUCAAGAGAACUUUGAGUGGUCAGGAUGUCCACACGACAUCAUUCGGUAGAACGGUGCUCAUGACAGGCCUGUUGAGCGUCUCAUGGCACAUGCACCAGCGGGAUCUUCAGGUCAAUGUCCUGGGCGGCGGCAUCAUCCAGGCUCUUGGUGGUCGUGAUCGAUGGCGGGCUACUCUCACUCGAGCAUACGAUACUUGGAAAGCUGAUUUUGACAAGCAUCUUGAACGAAGCGAAGCCGCUGACCCAUAUCGAGACGACGCUACUAAAAGGCAGGAGUUCAACGUCGUAUUUGAAAGUCGCACGGUUUUGCACCAUUUGGCACACAUGGCCAUGCAUGCUGAUAUCGUGGAUUGCCAAAUGUUUGCACGAGCAAAGCGUCUACUUGGUCGAACGAUUGGGCCUCAAGAGUUUAAUAGUGCUCAAAGGCGAAUCAAAGACCACUGGGCUCACUCCGCGAGGGCGAGAGAUGCAGCCUUUUACGCUAUCAAGUUCCUCUGCUCAGUACUUGCUCCAGAUCAAGUAUCUGCAGCACAUGCGGGCGGAUACCACCUCGAUGAGCCUUACGACGCCCGCGACGAUGUUCUCUUGAACCGGCCUUGGGUGAUGUACUUCGCCGCCCUGGUUGUUUGGAGUUAUGGAUUCGCGCUCGAGGGACCUUGUCCCAAUAUUCCGCUACCUACCACAAGGCACGAGAAGCUGCAGCAUAUGAGGAACUAUUUUAUCAAAUUCGGUGGCAUCGACAGUCCCGGUGCACUACAAGGUCGAUCAGGGGUCAACGCGAAUACAGCCCUUCUCAUGGUCCUCAAAGACACGUUUCAGACAACACGUUGGGAAUUGCUUCAUGAAGGAUCAGCUCUUUUAAGCAAUUGCAUUAUCCUCAAUCAAGGCGGAACAAUUGACUAAGAUGACGGUGCUCAGUUCCCUGUUUCAAGCAGGCGUAAAAAUGUGUGGAAGUUGCACGAGUUGCUGGGCUAUGCCUAUGAGGGCAAGGGAACGACAUUCCUCCGCCCUUUGAAGGAGGAUGAAUAGCAUUUACGACGGAUAUAAAAGGAUAUUGGCGCAUGGAUACAGAGGGUUUACAAUUGGUAUGAGAUAUGAUGGAUUCAGAACGGCAUGGUUUACUUAGAUGGAGUAUGUGGCUUCUUGCUUUUGCACUUUAGAAUACCCCAGUGUCGUUUUGCACAAUAUGAUGGUUUUCAAGCGGAAUGUCCUAAGAAGGGAAUUGCUCCAAUUGUUUGUGUAAAAUCAAGGUAUGGGUGAACGGGUUCGUCAACUCCUGAGAUAUUGUCCACUCCAAAUUCGAACGCCGUUAUAUCAAAAUCAAUCAGUUCAGAGUAUGGGGAUUUGCGAGGCUCUCUUCUAAAGGCAAGUUCGCAUCGUGAAGGAGAGCCGUCAGUUCCUCUCCUGCUGCACCCUCCAUCUCUUCGUCUUCAUCAUCCUCAUCCUCGUCAUCUUCGCCAGUGUACGGCAUUUCUCCCUCCGGAUCAGUCUCAGAGUCUAUGUCGAUCAGAGCGCCGUAUGGCAAGAAGAAGUCGUUUGGCAGAAGGUCGUCCUCCAUGUUUGCGACUUGCGCGAGGGUCGCGCCCUUCCAGAAGGCUGUGGGACCGGCAGGUCCGUGAACA
This is a messenger RNA of Fusarium odoratissimum NRRL 54006, 6000 nucleotides long. RefSeq lists its product as uncharacterized. Lineage: Eukaryota; Fungi; Ascomycota; Sordariomycetes; Hypocreales; Nectriaceae. The transcript has 5 exons. Gene Ontology annotation, molecular function: DNA-binding transcription factor activity, RNA polymerase II-specific; zinc ion binding; RNA polymerase II cis-regulatory region sequence-specific DNA binding. Gene Ontology annotation, cellular component: chromatin. Gene Ontology annotation, biological process: regulation of transcription by RNA polymerase II; DNA-templated transcription. The record is from RefSeq and is a predicted model, not a curated record. Bases 2231 to 5281 code for a protein of 1016 amino acids.